Ramularia collo-cygni is the source of this 888-nucleotide messenger RNA. RefSeq names its product related to ribosomal protein L1. Lineage: Eukaryota; Fungi; Ascomycota; Dothideomycetes; Mycosphaerellales; Mycosphaerellaceae. The transcript has a single exon. The record is from RefSeq and is a predicted model, not a curated record. The coding region runs from base 1 to 888 and encodes 295 amino acids.
AUGUCCGCAGCAGCUCUGGCCCGCGCCCGGCCAACAGCGACACUUCCCUCCUUCCUCCUCCCCUCCCUCCAGACACACCAGCAAGUGCGCACGGCGGUGCAGUCGGCCAACGCGGCCAAGUACAAGCGCAAAGACCUUCCGGCCUCACAAAAACGACGCAAGGCCAAGUCGACCUACGACACACCCGAUCUUCGCGCAGCAGUGCAAUUCUCCUUGGUCGAUGCCAWGCGCUACCUCCUCGCGGCAGAAGUUGGACGACACCCGCAAUCCAGCAAAUACGAGCUUCACGUCCGUCUAAAGACACCCAAAAACGGCGCCGUCGUCCGCAAUCGACUUCGGCUUCCCCACCCAGUCAAGACAGAUCUCCGCAUUGCCGUCAUCUGUCCGCCAGGCUCUCAGGCCGCCAAGUCCGCGCUUGCUGCGGGCGCUGUCCUCGCCGGCGAAGAUGAAAUAUUCGAACUCGUCAAAGAGGGAAAGAUUGAGUUUGACAGGUGCAUUUGCUUGGCUGACUCGCUUCCAAAACUCAGCAAGGCAGGCAUUGCGCGUGUGCUGGGUCCGCGGGGAUUGAUGCCAUCUGCCAAGACGGGAACCGUGGUCAAGGAUGUGGCAAGCAGCGUCAAGGACAUGGUCGGUGGAAGUGAAUACAGAGAACGUGCGGGUGUUGUGAGAAUGGCCAUCGGACAGCUUGCCUUUCCACCCGAGGCGGUGCAGGCCAACAUCCGUGCAUUCUUGGAGGGCGUUAAAAAGGACAUUGCGGGAUUGAGUGAUCGGAUUGCAAAGGAUGUACAUGAGGUGGUCCUCAGUUCGACGAACGGGCCUGGACUGAGCUUGAAUGGGGAGUUUAGAGGGACAGACAGUCUGCAGAGCAAGGAGUUGGCCACGGUAUAA